Messenger RNA from Cynara cardunculus var. scolymus (artichoke), 1892 nucleotides. RefSeq names its product zinc finger CCCH domain-containing protein 48-like. Bases 341 to 1759 code for a protein of 472 amino acids. The transcript is spliced from 10 exons. Lineage: Eukaryota; Viridiplantae; Streptophyta; Magnoliopsida; Asterales; Asteraceae. The record is from RefSeq and is a predicted model, not a curated record. Gene Ontology annotation, molecular function: protein binding; metal ion binding.
AAUUCAUAUUCACACCUUCAAUCCCUCAUCCAUCCCUCAAGAUUCUAACCCUAAUCGUAAAUUUCACAUCUUGAUCGCGUUGAUUUUGAUUACUCCGAUCCCUCGAAGGCUUCAUUAGCUGUUUCAAGAUACGUUCAAUCAACAGGGUUGGGUAUGGAUUGGGUUUGAUUCGUUAUUAGAUUAUAUUUGAAACUGUAACUUGAAAGCAUCUAUGGAGGCUUGUGAUGAAUGAUCGGCUUUCUGGAACAAAUGGGUUCUGUCAUCGAUGUUGUUUGGGACCCUAAUGGAUGCAAUGAUCAACAAUUUUCUGACUUCGAAUUCGAAACAUCGUUCAUGAGUCAUGAGGGUUAUGAUCAUGGGAAGGACUCUUGGAUCGAGUAUGUCAAAGAAAGCGGAUAAAAGAUUCUCCGUGAAGACAGAUGUAUCUCUUUUCAAGAGGCUUGGAAAAGGAAAUCAAGAAAAUAUUGCAAGAAAUCAUCAAGUGCAAACUGCAGUCUGCAAAUAUUGGUUGGAAGGAAGAUGCACCAGAAAUCCAUGCAAAUUUUUGCACUCACAACCAGCUAAAACUUCAUCCAAACAAUCAAAGUAUACUUGGAAGAAUCCCGUUUCUUUUAAAUCUGAGAAUUCACCGCCCAUUGAGAAUGCUCAACGAACCAUUUUGAAGAACAAACUGGACUGUUGCCAAAAUCAGAGUAAAAGUACCCUGAAGACCCAACAAAAGUUGACCGAAGUAAAUGUUGGUCAAAGUAAAAGCAUCCCAAAGAUCCAGCAGAAGAAGCAUAAGUUGUGUAAUUACUGGGUGACUGAGAGCUGCAAAAAGGGCGAUAAGUGUGAAAACUUGCAUUCAUGGUUCAGUGGUAAUGGGCUCUCAAUGGUGUCUCGGUUGGAAGGGCAUACUAAGGCCGUAACUGGGAUUGCGUUGCCAUCUGGAUCCAACAAGCUUUAUUGUGGUAGCAAGGACAAAUCUUUGCGAGUUUGGGAUUGUAAUAGUGGACAGUGUGGGGCGGUUCUUGACUUUGAUGACGAGUGUGCGACUUUGGUCAAUGAAGGUCCGUGGAUUUUUGUUGGGCUGCGAGAUAUGAUUAAGGCUUGGAACCUCAACACACAGCAUGAACUCGUCAUUCGAGGAAAUGGUGGUCAAGUUAACGCAAUUACUAUGUUUGAAGACAUUCUUUUUGCUGGAAUGGAGGAUGGUACUGUAUUGUCUUGGAAAUCUACUUCAGAAACCAGUUUCUCCGGAGAACCAACAUCUUUGGUGGGUCACACCAAAUCCGUACUUUCGCUUAUUGUUGGAGCUAAAAGGCUCUUCUCGGGUUCUGCCGACCAAACUAUACGAGUGUGGGAUGCUGAAUCUCUAGAGUGUGUGCAUGUUUUAAAUGGGCAUACGGAUGAUGUAACAACGGUUCUAUGUUGGGAUCAUUAUUUGUUGUCGGGUUCCUUGGAUAAAAAGAUUAAGGUUUGGGCUGCAACCGGAAGUGGCAACAUUGAGGAAGUUUACGAACAUGAUGUGGAUGAUGGUGUUCUUGCUUUUUGUGGGAUGCAUGAUGCAGAAGCGAAGCCGAUCUUGCUAUGUUCAUGCAAAGACAAUGGUGUCUGCUUAUACGAUCUGCCCUCGUUUGUUGGAAGGGGUCGAGUUUUAUCGACGGUGGACAUUCAAACAACCCAAAUAGGUCAUGGGGGUCUGUUCUUUACGGGUGAUGCGGCAGGGUUGGUCUCGGUUUGGAAACUACAUGGAGAACCCGAAUGCAAAUCCAGUUAAACGCAAACGAGAAUACGUUUAGUCGAUAAGUUAAUUCGGUUAGUUUGAAGCAAAAUUUGCAUCAUAGCUCGAAGGAGUAAAUUGUAAAUUGACACAAAGGUCUGAAUGAAUUCAAUUUACAUCUUUUGACAAA